Molecule: messenger RNA, 1803 nt
Organism: Mucor mucedo
Lineage: Eukaryota; Fungi; Mucoromycota; Mucoromycetes; Mucorales; Mucoraceae
Product: acyltransferase
Exons: 5
Coding region: 12-1715 (567 amino acids)
Biological process (GO): GPI anchor biosynthetic process
Cellular component (GO): endoplasmic reticulum
Source: RefSeq, a predicted model, not a curated record
CUUAUAUAUAUAUGGCUAUAGAACAGCAACACGAGUUGUCGAAUUAUUUACCUUUAAAUACUGUUGAUGAUAGCAACAGUGUCUCGAUAAAUCCCGCAAGUUCCACCUCAAUCUCAUCAGCUUCAUCGAUGCAAUCUUCUAGAUGGAAGACAAAAGAAUUUUAUUUUUAUUAUGCUUGUGUUGCUGUGGUUGUGCCCUACAUGUUUUAUGUAGCUUCUGAUCUCAGCCAAAGUGAACACCCAAACUAUUACCUGUAUAGCAACUUAUUAUCCAAUGGUUGGAUCUUCAAUCGAAAAGUGGAUAAUAGCGACAUGCAAUACUCACAGUUCCGUCGCAAUAUUCCUCUAUUAUUCGCAUUGGCAUGUGUGUAUCUUAUUGCAAGCCAUAUUUACAAAUCGUUGCUCAAGUCCAAAAAGAGAAAACUUCAACAAACCUACUUUUAUUUGGCUGCUUCAAUUAUGGUUAUCAGUGCACUACAUGGAACCAGCUGUAUCAAGAUUUUAAUCAUCAUCACCACAAGUUAUCUAAUUGGACAAUCCACGGGUGGGUCGUAUUGGAACCCUUUUUUGACUUGGACAUUCAAUUUGAUAAUCUUAUUCUUGAAUGAAUAUUACAAAGGCUAUGAAUUUAAAUCGAUUGGACUAUCUUUAUUGGAUCAACAUAAAGGCAUUUUACCCAGGUGGCAUGUAUUCUUUAAUUUUGGUAUGCUUCGACUUGUAUCUUACAACAUGGAUUAUUACUGGCAAUUUAAGAAGCCAAGAACACAGUAUCAUCAUAUCAUGGGUGAGGAUGCAUUUACGACAGAUAGAGAACGUAUAGCCGUACCAUGUAACUUUGAGGAUUACAACUUUUUCAACUUUUUGACAUACAUCCUCUAUACGCCACUUUAUAUUUGUGGCCCCAUCAUCACGUUCAACGAUUUUAUAUCGCAGAUCAGAACACCAUCCUCCAAAUUAACACUCAAAUAUGUUAUAACGUAUGCCGUUCGACUCGCUGCAGUUCUUUUAGUGAUGGAAUUCACGUUACAUUACAUCUAUGUGGUUGCUAUUUCCAAGGCACAAGCAUGGGAUCAUGAUACUCCACUUCAAUUAAGCAUGAUUGGUUAUUUCAAUCUAGUGAUUAUUUGGAUGAAGCUACUGAUCCCCUGGAGAUUUUUUCGACUAUGGGCAUUGGCAGAUGGUAUCUGGCCUGAAGAGAAUAUGAUUCGAUGCAUGAGUAAUAAUUUCUCUGCGCAAAGAUUUUGGAAGAGUUGGCAUCGAAGUUUUAACAGGUGGACAAUUCGAUACAUUUAUAUUCCAUUGGGUGGGUCGCGUUAUUUUGCGUUUAGCAUGUGGGUCGUCUUUACAUUUGUAGCAGUCUGGCAUGAUAUCGAACUGAAAUUGUUGGCGUGGGGUUGGUUGAUCUGUUUAUUCUUGUUACCUGAGAUUAUUGGAUCAAAGAUCUUUACAUACAAAAAGUUUGGACAUACAUCCUAUUAUAGAAUCGUGUGUGGGUUAGGAGCCGUCGGAAAUAUUCUGAUGAUGAUGGUAGCUAAUUUGGUCGGUUUCUGCUUAGGACUGGAUGGUAUGAAGGCCAUGUUGGUUCAGAUCUUUAGCUCUACGGAUGGUCUCAUAUUCUUAGUCACUGUUAUAUUUUGUCUUUUUGUGGCAGCACAAAUUAUGUUUGAAAUCAGAGAAUCCGAAAAAAGAAGAGGCGAUCCUAAAUGGACCAUGUAAAGAAGAAAAAUACCCCCUACCUUAAUCCCAUAUUCACACACUUUUAUGUAAAUAUCCUUUCAAAUAAACUAUAAUACAAAUUUUUAUU